This is a messenger RNA of Malassezia pachydermatis, 1731 nucleotides long. RefSeq lists its product as hypothetical. The record is from RefSeq and is a predicted model, not a curated record. Gene Ontology annotation, biological process: magnesium ion homeostasis. Gene Ontology annotation, cellular component: intracellular membrane-bounded organelle. The transcript has a single exon. Lineage: Eukaryota; Fungi; Basidiomycota; Malasseziomycetes; Malasseziales; Malasseziaceae. Bases 1 to 1731 code for a protein of 576 amino acids.
AUGGCGAACAGUCCUGUCCAUCUCUUGAAGCGUAGCGAAGAGGGAUCAACUGACAACAGCAAUGAAUCGCUUCCAGAAGGUCAGAAAGUUGCCUUCGGCAUUUUGAUCCCUAUUCUUGUCAUUCUGUCUGGCAUUUUUGCCGGUCUAACGCUAGGUUAUAUGUCGUUAGACGAAACACAGCUUCAAGUGCUGAUGGCCCAAGGUAGCGAAAAGGAGCGUUGGUAUGCGCAAAGAAUUGCUCCUGUACGCAAAGAUGGGCAUUUGCUGCUUACCACCCUGCUCAUUGCCAAUAUGAUCACCAAUGAGACACUGCCAAUCAUCGCGGACCCAGUCCUGGGCGGUGGUAUCCAGGCAGUCAUUGUGUCCAUUGUCCUUGUGGUCAUUUUUGCUGAAUUGAUUCCGCAAAGUGUCUGCUCGCGCUAUGGUCUGUUUAUCGGUGCUCAUAUGGCGAUGUUUACGCGGGUGAUUAUGAUCAUCUUGUGGCCGGUAGCCUGGCCCGUUUCACGCGUGUUACACUAUGCGCUGGGUCCGCACCAUGGUACUAUGUAUCGCCGCGUGGAAUUGAAAGAGCUGGUUACGAUGCAUGCGGCUGCUGGUGGCAGAGGUGGUGACUUGAAGCACGACACUGUCACAAUUGUCGGCGGUGCUUUGGACAUGCAAGUAAAGGUGGCCAAGCAGGCUAUGACACCGAUUGAUCGUGUCCAUAUGCUUCCUAUUACAGCUCGCUUAGAUUAUCCCACACUUGAACGUAUCGUUCGAUCAGGACACUCGCGUAUACCUAUAUAUCAAGACAUUGAUGGUGAUAUGCAGGCCUCUGGCGUGUGGACGCCACGAAUCAAGUCUUCGGACACGUCUUCACACAGAACUCCAUCCCAGCCGGUGGCUCUUACUGAUUCGCCUACCAUGAUGGAUGGCAGUACGCACCCACUAACGAAUAAUCAAUCGAGUUUGUACACUGAACCUCCUCAAUCCAAAGUGCAUCGUAAAAUUAUUGGUGCGCUGCUUGUUAAGCAAUGCGUUCUUCUGGAUCCAGAAGAUGCCGUACCUGUCAGUGAACUCAUUAUCAACGCUUUGCCUACUGUACCUUGGGACGAGCCGCUGCUCAACGUACUCAAUGUAUUCCAAGAAGGACGCUCACAUAUGGCGAUUGUAUCGCCACAUUCGGCUCGAUCAACGAAACCAACCAUUCCCGCUACCCACAAUGUAUCCACAUCAGCCCAUGCCAAAGAAGAAGGAGCGGAGACGGAAGCCGAUCGUGAAAUGAAGCUUCGAAAAUUAUCUCGUGUUCAGCGUAUCUUGCAUCGCCUGCGUGAUUCGAGCGACCAGAACAAGACCGAUCCUGAAUCUGGCUUGAGCAAUAGUGGUACAUGGGCUUCGAAGCCCAUUCUGGAACAAAACUCGUCGCCAUCAGCUCCUAUGGGCAUUAUCACGUUGGAAGAUGUGCUAGAAGAGCUGAUUGGCGAGGAGAUUCUAGACGAGUACGAUUCCGAAAACGAGGAUGAUAUUGCCUCGGAUUGGGAUUGGGAAGGCAGUACUAAAUCGGACGAGCCUUCCACGACCACCAACACGAAGGAAGCCCGCUUGUCGGCAGAUACGGGCUCAGACGAUUUGGUUGUGCCUAUCGUCCUAGCCAAAUCGCCUAAAGCUGCCUUGUCUUCCAUGCCGACAGGGACCACGGCCGGCCUGAGCUUACCUCCGCCUGCAGUGCCAACGACGUCCUCCGAGCAAUGA